AUGGCUACGGCAGCUGCAUUGGCAGGAUCUGCUGGUGUCCCUCGACUCAGCGGAGAGACUGCUGAUGCAAUUACAUCUGCAUACGUUCAACCGCAGCAUAAAAAAUAUCACGAUCCUUCUGUCACUUUUGAGGAAUAUCAUUACUAUGCAGGUCUUGCACGCGCGGAAGAAGAUGCUAGUGCCAAUAAUGAUAUAGGUGAUACCACUUUCUUUUCUCUGAUUCUUCCACCGAAGAAUCUCAGCGGCCAAGCUCCAGUAAAUUCUGCGGCUGCGGAGGAAAAGUCGAACGGGAAUAGAGAGACUGGUGAGGAAAAGACGGCCGCGGAAAGAGAUGUACAUGAAAUGGCCCAUGGCGAUCGUGCGACGGUCACGAAUGAUGAGUGGACAAAUGCUAGUAGGGCUUUGAGGACGGCUACUUGGUCGGCAGUGUUUUAUCUGAUUACUACGGAUAUCUUAGGUCCUUUUGCCGUUCCUUUUGCACUGGGUGCACUAGGUUGGGGACCUGGUAUUGCACUUUAUACCGUAUUUGGAGGAUUGGCUGUAUAUGGUGGAUUUCUUCUAUACUACAUGUUCCUCGGGCUUGAUUCCCACCAAUAUCCAUUGCGAACAUAUGGAGAUAUAGCAUUUCGGGUUUAUGGAGCCCCUGUUCGGCACGCAGUCAAUAUCCUUCAAUCUAUUCAACUUCUAUUCAAUGUUGGGGUGAUUGUUGUUGGCAAUGGGCAGGCGCUUUCUCAAGUUGCAAAGUUCAAACUCUGCUACGCGAUAUGCUGUCUUGUAUUCGCCCUUGCUGGCUUUUUCCUCGGCCAAGUUCGCACGUUACAGAAGUUCGGUUGGCUAGCCAAUGCAGCCAUCUGGAUGAAUAUGUUCAUCAUAUUCUGUAGCAUGGGAGUCGUUGCACAUAGUGCACCAAAUUACCUCGCUGUAGAUGCUUCAGCUGGCUUUGCGCUUGGUGGUGGACUCGUAACCCCAGAUGCUGCUGGCAACUACCCUCCCGUUACAACAUUUGGUCAUCUUCCUCCUUCAACGAAAGGUUUCACUGGUGCUGUGAAUGGCCUCAUGCAAGCCGUUUAUGCUUAUGGAGGAGCUAUGUUAUUCACAGAAUUCAUGUCCGAGAUGCGCAAGCCGCGAGACUUUUGGAAGGGUAUGAUUUGCGCCCAAGCAUUUAUCUAUAUUCUCUACAUGUUCUACGGAUGUUUUGUCUAUGGCUAUCAAGGUCAAUAUGCCGUGAAUCCGUCUUAUCAAGGGUUAUCCCCCUAUGCGUGGCAGACGGUUAAUAACGUAAUUGCGUUCAUCUCGGCCCUUAUCGCAGCUGGCCUUUACGGUAAUAUCGGCAUCAAAGUCCUAUACAAUAACUUAUUUGUGGACUUUUUGGGUGCCCCACCUCUUAGCUCACAUAGGGGAAAGUUGCUUUGGAUGAGCAUUGUCCCCGUUUAUUGGUCUAUUGCUUACGUUGUUUCCGCUGCCAUCCCGAAUUUUUUCGGUCUCUCAUCCCUCGUUGCAGCUCUUUGUAUUCUGCAAUUCACCUACACAUUCCCGCCUAUCCUUUACGUAGGCUACUGCAUCAAGGCUGAUGCUAUUCUCGAAACAGAAGGUUUCAAUCCUACCACCGGUCAAGUCACACUUACAGAUACGGGUUUCAGAAGAAUCUUGCGAGGUUUCAGAAAGAGAUUCAUUUUGAACACCUGGAAUAUCAUUUACUUUGGUGGUGCGUUGGUUACGGCUGCUUUGGGCGCGUACGCUGCGAUUGAGGCAUUAAUCCAGGCCUUUCAGGAGCCCCAAAUCACGGCCUUUACAUGCAGGAGCCCAGUGAAUGCUGGAUAG
Messenger RNA from Sclerotinia sclerotiorum 1980 UF-70, 1821 nucleotides. RefSeq lists its product as hypothetical. Lineage: Eukaryota; Fungi; Ascomycota; Leotiomycetes; Helotiales; Sclerotiniaceae. Gene Ontology annotation, cellular component: vacuolar membrane. Gene Ontology annotation, biological process: amino acid transmembrane transport. The record is from RefSeq and is a predicted model, not a curated record. Gene Ontology annotation, molecular function: amino acid transmembrane transporter activity. Bases 1 to 1821 code for a protein of 606 amino acids. The transcript has 4 exons.